Molecule: messenger RNA, 5129 nt
Organism: Leptopilina heterotoma
Lineage: Eukaryota; Metazoa; Arthropoda; Insecta; Hymenoptera; Figitidae
Gene: PAN2
Product: PAN2-PAN3 deadenylation complex catalytic subunit PAN2
Exons: 20
Coding region: 259-4107 (1282 amino acids)
Biological process (GO): mRNA processing; nuclear-transcribed mRNA poly(A) tail shortening
Cellular component (GO): PAN complex; P-body
Molecular function (GO): nucleic acid binding; protein binding; poly(A)-specific ribonuclease activity
Source: RefSeq, a predicted model, not a curated record
UAUUUUAUGAUUUCUAUUAUUGAAACACCGAUAUGAAUUAAAUUUAUUAUGUUCAUACCACCAAGAAAUUUGUCAUUUAACAUUUAAACGGCGUCGAUACUGUUAUUAUUAAUUAGUGGUAAUUUAGUCUACAAGCUCUGCCAGUGAUAAAAAUUUGAAUAGUAAAAACAUAUUUUUUAUUGAACGCUAUUAUCUCAAGGUGACUGAUGGUGUUCUCAACGGUCAAUUUAUGACAAAUAAAACAAAAAGAAGAAUAAAAUGGACUUUUCAGUCUUGGGCCACUAUGAUCCAUCCUUAGACGCCAAUGCUGCUGUUGUUGAACAGGAUUUAUUGUGGCAGGAUCCAAAUUACGAAUUACCUGCAGAUGGAUUCGUGCCUACAUCGGAGCAAUUUGGGGAAGAAUUUUCAGGAGCUGAAUAUCAGGAGACGCGAACAUUUUUGGCCGAUGGAGGCGAUAGAUUUGGAGUUUCCACUGUGUCUUUUGAUUCGGUGGAAGAACUUUUAUGGAUGGGAAACCAAGGGGGUCACGUAACGUCAUAUUAUGGCUCCAGUUUGCAAAAAUAUACCUCAUUUCAAGUGCACGCAACGCAAGAAAUUCGGCAAAUUCAUCCUGUCGACGAGGGAAUUUUAGCAUUGACACAAAGUAUGUUGCGAUGCCAGCUGCGACGUGGUAUUCCAAUAUUUACACACACAUCAGCAAAUAUGAUCGAUAUGCAGUGUAUACUUCAAAUAUCUCCGACAAGAUUAUUAAUGGGUGGCCAUCAGGAUAAACUUAUUGAUUUUGAACUCACCAGAGGCAAAGAAACUGGAUUAGUGAACGUGGGUGAAAGUGGUUGUGCCAUACUAAGGCAACACAACAGACUUAUUUGCGCGGGUAAUCCUGCAGGCAGGAUUGAUCUCAGGGAUCCAAAUACGUUGUCUGUUGAGCACACACUUGAUACUCAUAGUGGCUCAUUAAGUGAUUUUGAUGUUCAAGGGAAUUAUCUGGUCACUUGUGGUUUCAGCAACAGUCUUCAGGGAAUGUCGGUAGAUCGAUUUUUGAUGGCAUAUGACUUGAGACAAAUGAGAGCACUCAGUCCAGUUCAAACGAUGGUUUUUCCAUUCUUACUCAAAUUUCUACCGAGUUAUUCCAGUCGUAUUGCUGUUGUGUCUCCUCUCGGACAAAUGCAACUGCUUGACACUAUUUACGCCAAUGUUCAACCAUCAGUCACUUGUUUAUAUCAGGUUGCCACUGGAGGUGCAAUGAUAUUAUCUUUCGACGUUUCUCCUACGUCGCAAUGUCUGUCUUUCGGAGACGCAGUUGGUUCUAUUCAUCUUAUGUCUACAAACAAUCCAGAACCACAAUUUAACACCUUUUCCAGGCCUACUGAAUUUGCAGAUCCAGUGGAAACACUGCAACCUUUUUCAUUUGAUGAUAAUGAAACUUCACUAAGUUCUACUCCAAUGGUAUACACUGGUCAUCCACUUUUUAGCGACUGGCCCGAGGAGUACAUUAAAAAAGUGUACAGAAAGUCACCGCAGAUUGAUCCGGAAAUCCUGAAAACAAUGAAAAUGCAAGGUCCUAUUGGUUACGCGCCGAACCCUCAGUCAUUUCGCAGAAAUCAAAUUCCAUACAAUUUGGAAAAGAGGCGUGGUAUAGUCACAAAAUUAUUUGGCAAUGAUUCACGAGUUAAAACAGACGAUGGGACCUUUGUGGCUAUACCAAAACGAUAUCGUAAGACAGAAGUUAAAUAUUCGAUGAAAUUUUAUUACGAUGAAUUUGAUUUCGAUCAAUAUAAUCGAUCAAAUUUUUGCGGCUUGGAAUCUACACUUCCAAACAGUUAUUGUAAUUCCAUGCUUCAAAUGCUUUAUUAUUGUGAACCGGUAAGAAUGUCGUUGCUUUCGCAUUUAUGUCAGAGAGAAUUUUGUCUCUCCUGUGAAAUGGGUUUUCUCUUUCACAUGUUGGACACUUCGAAAGGAGUUCCCUGUCAAGCGGCGAAUUUUUUGAGAGCUUUCAGAACUGUUCCAGAAGCAUCAGCAUUAGGUCUGAUAUUAAAUGAUCUUCAUCCCGAAGCAAAAAGAAAAGUCAGCUUGAUAAGAUUGAUUCAGAGUUGGAACAGGUUCAUUUUACAUCAAAUGCACUAUGAACUAUUGGAAACGAAGAAACGCCAACAGGAGAAGGAGGAGGAAACUAUGCGAUUAAAAAUGGAACCCAAGCAUAAUGCAUUUGUUUACAAUGAACAUGAUUUUCCGAGUAUUUUACAAGAUCUUGGCUCACGAUACAUAAACAAUGAGGACGAUAGAAGAAGAAGACGAAAACAAGAGGAGGAUGGUAAAUAUAUGUGGAUCACAUCGAAAGACGACAGUGGCAAGAAAUCAACGGAUGAGAAUGAAAUCCGAGAGGAGGAAUCAGAGAUUAGUCGGGUUUUCGGUUCGGAGCAGAUUCAUAUACAUCGAUGUUUAAAAUGUGGACAAGAAGCUUCGAAACGUUCCAUAAUGUUACUGUGCAACUUAACGUAUCCCGAGAUGACAAAUCCUUCGGAAGAAGUGCCAUUUUCGAAAGUUUUGGCUCGGAGUUUGAAACCUGAGAAAGUCACUCCGGCCUGGUGUGAUAAGUGUCAAAAAUUCAAUCCCACCUUACAAUUGCGACAUCUAACAAAAUUGCCGCAAGUAUUGGCGCUAAAUUGCGGAUUGGAUAGCCAGCAGGAUAAAAAGUUUUGGCAGAAUCAAAUGGAUAUUGUCGUUAAAAAAGUUCUCAAUGGAGUUGAAGGGAACAGUCCACUUUCCAGUCCUAUUCCAUCAAUCGCCAAACCUUGUCGAUAUGGAAUAAAUUGUUCCCGCACUGGUUGCCGAUUCAGGCAUGUCGGUCGACCACCCGAAACAUCCUCACCAUCGUCAUCUACUUCUGUAUCAAGUCAUCUUUACUGUUCACAUUCCUGGAUACCGCAAAACUUAGAGAUAACAUUAGAUGAGAAACGAAAUUUGCACGUUACAAAGCUAGACAAUAAAGUAAAUAGUGAUUUUGAAGACAAGUCGAAAGUAUCAGAGGACGUCGAUAGGAGUCAUAUGAAAAUACAAUUAGCAGCGGGAGAAACAAACGACAAAGAAGUACAAAAAGUUAAUUAUGAAUUAAGUGCAGUAAUUUGCCACAUUAAUGAUAAGAACAACGAAGAUAGACGAAAUCUUGUUGCACUGAUUCGUGUCGGUGAAAAUUAUCACGAAAGAUCAAAUGGAAAUUCCACGUCUCAGUGGUAUAUUUUUAAUGAUUUUUGCAUAUCAGCUGUUUCUCCACAAGAAGCCGUGUGGUUUAAUCUCGACUGGAAGGUGCCAUGCGUUCUUCAAUAUACAGCCAAAUCAUCUACUGAAUCUGCUCCCUUUGUGAGUCCACUUUGUAAAUGGACAUUUGAUGUUUUUGGAGAGGACAAGUGUAUUGCUCGAAGUGGAGGAACAAGAGGAAUCACAUUUACACCCCUUUCUGCCGAUGAAACGCCCAAAAAAGGUGAUUUAGUGGGAAUCGACGCAGAAUUCGUUACUUUAAAUCAAGAAGAAGCUGAACUUCGUAGUGAUGGUAAAAUUUCUCAAAUAAAACCAAGCCACAUGUCGGUGGCUCGAGUCACAUGCAUUCGAGGGCAAGGUCCACUUGAAUACACUCCAUUCAUUGAUGAUUAUAUAAGUACGCAAGAACAAGUAGUGGAUUAUUUAACCAAGUUCAGUGGAAUCCAACCUGGUGAUUUAGAUGCGAACUUCAGCAGCAAGCAUCUAACUACCUUAAAGUCGACUUAUCAAAAGUUGCGAUUUCUUGUUGAUAAUGGUAUUAUAUUUGUAGGACACGGACUCAAAAACGACUUUAGAGUUGUCAAUUUGGUGGUUCCACCUGAGCAAGUUAUUGAUACCGUUCUACUGUUUCAUUUACCGCAUCACAGAAUGGUAUCUCUUCGAUUUUUGACAUGGCAUUUUUUAGGUAAAAAAAUACAGUCUGAAACACACGAUUCAGUAGAAGAUGCUCGAGCUGCACUUGAACUUUAUCAUAAAUAUAAACAACUUGAAGUACAAGGGAAUUUAUCGGAAUCUCUUAAAGAGCUUUACAGUGUCGGUGCACAAUUACAAUGGAAGGUUCCAGACAGCUGAUGUAGUAAAAGAGUUACUGAAAAGAAUUCAGUAACAAUCGAUGAGUGUCGAUUACAAGAGAAAUCCGUCUUAUUGUUAAAUAUUUAACAAAAACAAUGAAAAAAAAUGUAAGAAACAUUUCUUACGGCUUUAUUUAUAUGUAUAGCCACGAAUUUUUUCAUAUUCAAAAGAAAUUCAAAUAGUCUCAGGCACUAUAUUUCCUCUCUUCGAGUCUAUAUUUGGAUUUUCUAAUCCAGUGUCUGAUUCUUUGAGAUUUUCUAAACAAGUGUGUGCUGUGUAUGUAUCAAAUAAGUAUAAACUUGGUUUUUUAUAUUUUUUUAUAAGUUCAGAUAAAAAUAGAAUUGAAUGAUAGUGAUGUUCGUCAAGUGGGUAUAAUUAUUUACGGUCUUCGUUUUUUUUUUAAAGGAAAUUUUUAAUUUGUAUUUUUUUAUAUACAUAUAUAUAAUUGUGAAAUCGCUAAUGAUAAUUUCUUAUAAAGGAAGAACACAAAACUUUAAGAAAUUAUUGCUGUAUUCUACAUAUUCAAAAAAAAAAAGAAAAUCAGAAUCAGUAUUGAACUUUGUGAAUUGUUAAAAAGUUGUAGAGAAACUUUUUAACGAAUGUGAACUCAUGUGUAUUUAUGAUAGAUGAAUUUUACAGUAAUUUUCUUGUACAUAUAUAUUAUUCGCAUUAGAUUUUAAAUUGUUCUAAAUGUAAUUUCUUGUUUUAAAGAGAAUUACUUUAUUUAUAUUUAAUUUAAAAUGUCUAGGAGAGCAUAAUUGAGAAAGAAAAUGGAGAGCCUUUGUCUGAAUGACUCAAUUUAUCAAUUUAUUUUCAUUUUCACUAUAUUACAUUGUUAAUAUACUUGUAAUCAAUUUUACCAACUACGAUUAAAAAGUUUAAAAAUUCGAUUUAGAUAAUCGGGAAUUGAUUCCUUUAAUCGGUGGUUGGUAGAACCAAGCUUCGUUUUUUAUUAUUUUUUACAAUGUAUUUACAGUUUAUAUACUAAUUUUCAUUGAAAUUAAGAUGCAGUCAAUACUUAA